AUGGUUCUCUUCUCUAGUUUUUGCAUUAUUGAAGGCCCAGAGACAAUACAAGACUUCGUUCAGAUGCAAUCACAAGAGAUUCAAGACAACAUCAAGAGUCGGCGCAGCAAAAUAUUCCUUUUGAUGGAAGAGGUCAGACGACUGCGGGUGCAGCAGCGAAUCAGAGCUGCUGAAAGCAGAUGUUCCAGCAGUGAAGAAAAUGAGAUGCCGGAGAUGCCAUCUACCAUUCCGUUUUUGCCUUAUACGUCACCAAAGACAAUGAAGCAACUCUACUUGACAUCAUUCUCUUUCAUAUCUGGGAUAAUCAUUUUUGGUGGCUUAAUAGCCCCAAUACUUGAACUGAAAUUAGGGCUUGGUGGUACCUCUUAUGAAGAUUUUAUACGGAACAUGUAUUUACCUCUUCAGUUAAGUCAGGUAGAUCCCAUAGUGGCGUCCUUUUCAGGUGGUGCAGUUGGUGUAAUUUCAGCCUUAAUGUUGGUUGAAGUGAAAAAUGUGAGGCAGCAAGAAAAGAACAGAUGCACAUAUUGCCAUGGGACAGGAUACCUGCCAUGUGCCCGUUGCUCUGCCAGCAAAAUGUUGUUGGGCACCAAACGCUUUUCACUUUCUACAACUGAACGCUGUUCCAAUUGUUCAGGAGCUGGGAAGGUGAUGUGCCCAACAUGCUUGUGCACGGGAAUGGCAAUGGCAAGUGAGCAUGACCCACGUAUAGAUCCCUUUGACUAA
This is a messenger RNA of Triticum turgidum subsp. durum (durum wheat), 723 nucleotides long. The record is from the annotation of a GenBank genome assembly. Lineage: Eukaryota; Viridiplantae; Streptophyta; Magnoliopsida; Poales; Poaceae.